Arctia plantaginis is the source of this 2382-nucleotide messenger RNA. The record is from the annotation of a GenBank genome assembly. NCBI's taxonomy places the organism in Eukaryota, Metazoa, Arthropoda, Insecta, Lepidoptera, Erebidae.
AUGACUUUACUUGCUGUGAAGUGCUUAGUGAAGGAAACAUUAAUUGUGCAUGGCAGUGUAAGUGGCAUUGUGUGUUGGCAAGUUGGCGCGAGAAGUAUUUACCGGGGCGGUGUCGCGACUGAUGCUGAUGCCACCACGCGGCACGAUAACUUAAACACACAGAACAUGUCAGGCACAGCAGCCAGCGCCAGCAACGCCACCGGCGGCUCAGCAGCCGCCGGAGGCGGUGCGAGCGCUCUCGGCGGCUUAGGAGGCUCCCUCGAAGACAAAGACUGCGACCUCCUCUGUCCAGUGUGCUUCGAGCUGAUCGACGAAGCGUACGUGACACGCUGCGGACAUUCGUUCUGUUACGCCUGCAUCGGCAAAGCGGUAGAGCUUCACAGGAGAUGUCCAAAAUGCGGAGCAGCUUUGGCCUCUCGCGACCACAUCUUUCCUAAUUUUCUUUUAAACGAGCUGGUGGCGAGAAGGCGAGUUCGCGCUAGACGGGGGGCGAGCAACGCCGGGCCUGGGGCCACCGCGGCACGAGGGCCAGAGAGGGUCCGUGCAUUAGUCGCCGCAGAAGCUAGAAGACUUCCUUUAGCUGAUGUGGACGCCAUGUUGGAUUUGUUAACUCGUAGGAAGAGGCUAUUAGAAGCAGAGUGCGCCGCGGCACAUCACAGGCUGCUGUAUGAGUUCCUAGCGCAGCUGCAUCGACACCGGACGCAACAGCUCGACCAGCUGGCGCGGGAGGCUUCCCUGGUGAGGAGAGAUAUGGAUCACGUCGCCUCGGUACUCAGGGAACUCCGUACUGGUGCGCAAGGCCUGGCUCGGUUGCCCAGCGGUGGGCCUAAUGAGGAGGAAGUGUCACUGCAACCUGACGCGGGCGAAGCGGUGUGGGCGCUCCGGCGAGAACUGGCUGACCUGGCGGGCAGCGUGGGUGACGCCGCAGCACACGCCGAAGGGGAGCUGACCGGCAGCAGCCUGGGCGGCGGCUCCGAGGAGGAGAGCUUCGCGGGACACACCGUGCCCGUCACCGACGCGCUCACCUCGCGCUGGCGCCGCCUCUACGCGCACUUCGACGACUUCGUGCUGUGCUAUUUCGCCCACCGCGCCGACGAGCUGUACUUUCCUCCGUCCGGGGCGGCGACUCCGGCGCCUCCCACGGUCGCCCCCAUGGAGCCGACGUGUCCGGCGCCGGCCCCCUCGGUGUCCCCGGGGGCGGCCCCCGCGACCCCUGUGUCGGAGGACCACGUGCCGCAGGCGCCGCCCGCCAGCAGCGGCGGGGACCAGCGCGCGCCCGACGACGCCCCGGAGACCACCAACGCGGAGAGCUGUAACACCAGGACACCCGCGGGUGUGGGUUCAGGUGCGCGCGGGCUGGACGCGUUCCGCGAGGACCUGGUGGCGUUCACCCGCUACCGGACGCUGCGGCCCCUCGCCACGCUGUCCUACUGCAGCGACGCCAUCAACUACAGCACCAUCGUCUCCACCAUCGAGUUCGACAAGGACGAGGAGUUCUUCGCCAUCGCAGGCGUCACUAAACGCAUCAAGGUGUUCGAGUACGAGUCGGUGGUGCGCGACGCGGUGGACGUGCACUACCCGUGCGCGGAGAUGCAGUGCUCGCACAAGAUCUCGUGCGUGUCGUGGAACGCGUACCACAAGAACGUGCUGGCCUCGUCCGACUACGAGGGCACGGUGUCGGUGUGGGACGCCGGCACGGGCCAGCGCACGCGCGCGCUGCAGGAGCACGACAAGCGCUGCUGGUCCGUGCACUUCAACCGCGCCGACGUGCGCCUGCUCGCCUCGGGGUCAGACGACGCUCGCGUCAAGCUAUGGGCGCUGAACGCGGAGCGGUCGGUGGCGACCCUCGAGGCUAAGUUCAACGUGUGCUGCGUCCGCUUCAACCCUCGUUCCUCCUGCCACCUCGCCUUCGGCUCCGCAGAUCACUGUGUCCACUACUACGACCUGCGCGCCCCCAGAACCCCCCUCGCCGUCUUCAAAGACCAUCGGAAAGCUGUCUCCUACGUCAAGUUCCUCGACGCAAAAACCCUAGUGUCCGCUUCUACGGACUCUCAGCUCAAACUGUGGAGAGUGGAGUCACCUAGAUGUGUGAGAUCGUUCACCGGCCACGCGAACGAGAAGAACUUCGUGGGGUUGGCGACCGACGGGAAGUACAUAGCCUGUGGCUCAGAGAACAAUGCUCUAUUCGUCUACUACAGCGGGUUGUCCCGGCCGCUGCUCGCGUACAGAUUCGACGCUGUCAGAGGGUUUCUGGAGAGGGAGAGGAGAGAUGAAGAACCUUCGGAGUUUGUGUCAGCGGUAUGCUGGAGACGGUCUCCGGACACACACGUACUGUUAGCAGCUAACUCCCAAGGGACUAUAAAAGUGUUGGAGCUAGUGUGA